Molecule: messenger RNA, 4301 nt
Organism: Mugil cephalus (flathead mullet)
Lineage: Eukaryota; Metazoa; Chordata; Actinopteri; Mugiliformes; Mugilidae
Product: fidgetin-like protein 2
Exons: 3
Coding region: 483-1667 (394 amino acids)
Source: RefSeq, a predicted model, not a curated record
AGGAGGGAAGCAGUCAGAAGUGAGCUGGAGGGCAAGCGAGGGAGUGUAGGAAAAUAGGAGAUAGGGUCCCAGAAGAGAGUACAAUCCUCUCCCUCUCUUUCUCUCUCCCUCUCUCUCUCCCUCCCUCUCUCUCCCACACACACACACAACCUCAUACAAAAGCAACCACAAACACGUUUACAUCGGCUCCCCCUGUUGUACUCUGAGGAAUAGUGGAUUACUUUCCAAACUGAAGCACUCGUCGAGUAAACCCAGGCAUGGUCAGGUGGCAGUGUGUCGGGGUGGCGUUGAAUUGUGAGAUGAACCAUGGAGCGAUGCAGGACGCCGGCCACUAGCCAAGUCAGUGACCGCACAACUGUCAGCAGGAGGAGCAGCAGCAGCAGCAACCAAGGAAGUCCCCGCAGUAUGCAACUGGGCCCUCACUAGCACCAAGUGGGACCUGGUCGGUCCUCUUCCUCUGCACCUGGGGCCAGGGCUGCAGAAUGCUCAGUCCUGUCACCCCAUACAGUCUGUUGAAGAUGCACUGGUCUCCGGAGCACGCUGCCCCCUUAUCUCAGUGGCCUGAGCAGCACCUAGAUGUCACCUCUACCACCUCGCCCCCAUCUGCCCACAAACACGACCCCUACAACACAGCUGCACGCCGCAGCUUUGCCCCCACAGGUUAUCCGUGGGCCAGUGAUGACAUAUCAGCCCUUACUGCUUCUUCCCUGCUCAAACGCUACGCUGAAAAGUACUCAGGCCUGGAGUUGUCCUAUGAACGCCCGAGUGCAGGGGCAUACACUGAGCCUGGGACUUUCCUGAAAACAGAACCUGAGCCCUGGGCAAUAGGACAGGGCAUGGACUGUUACCCUGGGCUGGAGGCACUAAGUGGCAGCAAGGUGGGCUCUGCUUCUGUAGGGAUCCCAGCAACAGGAAGUGUAACAGUAGUGGGUGGCAACUUGGCAUCUGACCCAGGCUACAGUGGUGCUGGUAUCUGCAGUGCCCCAUCAUCUCAGGAUUACCCUCCGGCCUACAACAGCACCUACCUGUCCUCAGGAUACUGCCCUUCGUCAAGUGCAGCACUUCCACCUGCCCCUCUACACUCUUUGCAGGCAGCACCUACUCUAGUGCCCAGCUACAGCGCUAGCACUCCUGUCUACAACUACCCACCAGGAUGCUACCCACAAACCAGCCUGUCCUCUGGAUACAGCCACCCCAGUGCCUCCUACCUGGCCUCGGGAAUUAGCGCUCCCACUCCUCUGGCACCCAGGCCUACAAUGGUCAGCAGUAGUUACAGCUACCCAUCCCACAACCUUGGAGGGAGCUCUGAAGCAGGGGUGCCAUUGAAACGUAAGGCCUUUGAGAUGACAGAGGAAGGACAGGAGGGAGCAGAGGGUGAGGGAUCCCGCUACCGAAAGUUUGGCAACGGAAUCAGUCACAGCAAAGGGCACGGUAACGGGCAUGGCCCUGGCUUCGAUAUGAGUGGCUCAGCGUCAGAUCCACAGGCCUACAAAUCUGGAAAGCCCCUGACAUCACCCUCUUAUGGCGGGGCGGGGGACUACAGCCCACCAACAGGUCUAGCUGGGGAGAGCGCAUCAGCAGAGCACAACUUUCCUCAGCAGCAGAGAGUGUCUAUGAAGAUAUCUGCAUCUCACACAAGAUCCGAGGACCCUAGUGGGGGGCGCUGAUAUUCCCUCACCCCUUAUAACCAACCAGGGUUCUUAGCCCAGACAGACUUGGGCUAAGAACAUCGGAUUUGUCUGUGAAAUGUUUCAUUUCCCUAACAAACACAAGAGGGCACAAGUCUGGCAUUUCUUGUGCAUGUUUAAAAUGUUCAUUACUCAUGUUUUUUUUCCAAAGAUUGAGGUUGAGGUAAGUUUUAGAAGUGAGGCUGAGGCUUUCUUUACAGAGAUAGCAUCAAGACAGUCAAAGUGUAUGAGUGUCUGUUUCUCUCAGGAUCCUAUUUAUUUCCUUUCUGCUACUGUGGCAGCAGCACUGCAACGUUGCUGUUCUAGAAGUUGGUUUAAUAAUUUGCGGCCAUUAUGUAUGUAACAGGCCUUUGACUGCAAUAUGUUCUAUCACACCACAAACAAAGUAAUAAUCAUUAUUGACCAAAAAGUAAAGAGAGCAAUAAGUGAAAUGGUGAGAUUGCUAUAGUACUUCAGCACAAUCACUGCUACACAGCUGACUCACUCGGCCUUGAGAAAUGAAAGUUUCUCUGCUUAUGUGUUCCCCUUUUACUUAUUCUUUGCUUUAUUUUUGCUUUUUUCCAUUUGCUAUUUAAUUUCUACCCUGGGGCAACCCUCCUCUUCUGCUCAGCCUACGUCACUGCUGACCAGACAUUAUUUUUGUCCACUUUAUACAUAUCAAGCUGCUUAGAUGGAAAUAUUUACAUGGUAGUAUACGUUGAAGCCGCCCUUUAGAUCUUUUACAGUUUGUUGUAAAGAAUGAGUGGGAAACUAGCACAAGAUUUUGUGUUUGGUAUACAUAAAAUCACAGCAUAUAUAUGCAGAUCAUCGUGUUGUUUACAUACAGAUGUCUGCUGAUCCUAAAAGUAACCGGUAUCAUUUCUUUAGAAUAUGUGACUAAUAUAACCUGGCCCAGACUUAGCCUUGAUAAUGAAAAUAUGACAAGGUUGAACGACUGAACAAAACAAAACUUAACAAAAAGUCUGCACAUUAUAUAAUUCACUUAGCAGCAGUUAAAUGUGCAUCAAGGCUUUCUACUAGUGAAACUGAGAGGCAUGCAGGCCUCUUGAGUGAGUGCCUCGGAUCAUUUUUGCUCAUCAUUACAUUCUUUUAUGAAGAUUUACCUGCCUGUCUGCCUGGAUUUACUUUUUGAUAUAUGCAUUCUCUUUUACUUUUGCCUCUCAGAAGGAUGAUUUAAAUACUCAGGAAAACUUUUGUUACCUCAGUGAUAAAAUAAGAAUGUAUGUUAUUACCUAAGGGUGUUUGUAGGGAGCUUUAUGGAGCAAGAUGAAAACAGAGCCACGGCUAGGACUUCAGGGAAACUCUCAAAGGCCUUUCAAUAGUAUAUAAAACACACACAUGCAUGCACAAAAACUAUCCGCGCGGCUUCUUAGCUCUGGGAGACUUGAGGUUUUUGUACCAAGGCCUGAAAUGUUGAAUGUAAUUCAGAUAUUUUUUUUAAAAGGAUAAUACAUGCCAUAAUGUACAUCGAUGAUGUUUUAGAUAUAUGAAACAUAUUUUCUUCAUGUAUAGAUGUAAUUCUCUUAUAGGUUUUGGUGGAGAAAUGGAUGACAUGUUAAGUGUUAGCGUAGUUAGCAGUGGGGGAAAUGGUGUUUGCGGACAAACUGACAAAAGAAAGCACUCCUGGUUGAAUCAUUUAGACAUCUCAAGACACACACACAUGCCCUAUGAUAUGUACUCUAUGUCUUAAUAAAGUAUCCAGUUUCCCAUUGCCGACGUCAGUAUUCUAAAAUGACAAGGUCAGCCUGAAUUUGGCUCUAACCUGAGCCAACACCACACAGGAGGGAAGAGAUAAAUAUGAAGCGUGUGCAUGGUUGCACCUCUAAACCAUGUUGUAGCUUUUCCCAUCCCUUUAUAAGCUGUGCCAUACUCUUCUUCGUGCAAAUUAAUUAAGAACCUUGGAACAAAACGGAGCUCAGGUGGCAGAUGAUAAAUGCAGCCACAGAUUUAAUAAAUCAAAACAUAUUUUAACGCCUCCUUUUGGAGUGUGCACACAUUUGUAAAAAAAAAUGUGGUUUCAGUUUGAAAAUAGAUCCUCAUCCAAAAAUAAGAUGUUUAAAGAUAAUGUGAUUUGUUAAGCAAAUUAAAUUGAUGUUUUAUCCCCCAUCCCAAACAACCAGGUUUUACAAGUAUUUAAGCGCUUAGCUUUAACAAAUGAAUGCUCUUCAGUGCCCACACACACACAGAAUGUGCUCCAUGUCAGAACUACACAAGUAUUUGCUGUUUCUCUGUAUUAUUACUCUUGAUUCAGUGAAGGAGUCAUUUGUCAAUUUGUCCCGUGGAUGGAAAAUUGGACUUCUGCGUUAUCUUUGUUAUUCAGUUGUUGUCUCUUGUACAUUCUCUGUAACCAUUUCUACCUCAUUUUGAAGACAUUGUACAUGGAAGUAUUUAUUUCAUGUAAUUUCACAUGCCAGUUUAAGGAGCAACAGUUCUAAAUCUUGACCCGUUAUAGUCUACCUCACUAAAGACUGUUGUGUCAUGGAAGUGAAGAUAUCAUACCAAAAAAAAAAAAAGAAGAAGAAAAUCCUUGGCUUUGUCUUUUUGUCUGUGGAAAAGUAUUUGAUGUUUGUGCGUUUUUAUCUUUCACUAAAUGAUACUUUGACGAGAACCCAA